AUGGAAGGUCACAAGUACAAUUAUCCAAGGGAAUUUUAUGACCAAUAUGCUCAAAGCCAAGAAAAAUCUGUAGUCAAUAAAAUGCAACAGAAAUACUGGAAAACAAAACAAACCCUUAUCAAAGUUACUGGAAAAAAGGAAGAUGAACAUGUUGUGGCUUCAGAUGCAGAUCUGGAUGCAAAACUAGAGCUGUUCCACUCUAUUCAGAGAACGUGUAUGGAGUUGCUGAAAGCAAUUGAACUGUAUCAAAAAAGGAUUUGUUUUCUUUCUCAGGAAGAAAAUGAAUUGGGGAAAUUUCUUCGAUCACAGGGUUCUCAGGAUAAAACAAGAGCAGGAAAAAUGAUGCAAGCCACGGGGAAGGCCCUCUGCUUUUCUUCUCAGCAAAGGUUAGCCCUGCGUACUCCUUUGAGCAGGUUGUAUCAAGAAGUGGAGACUUUCAGAUACAGAGCCAUCUCAGACACCUGGCUGACAGUGAACAGAAUGGAACAGUACCGCACCGAAUACAGAGGAGCUCUGCUCUGGAUGAAAGAUGUCUCUCAGGAGCUGGAUCCAGACCUUUAUAAACAGAUGGAAAAGUUCAGGAAGGUUCAAGCUCAAGUGCGACACGCAAAGCUCAACUUCGACAAACUGAAGACUGAUGUCUGUCAAAAAGUGGAUCUUUUGGGAGCAAGCAGAUGCAACCUCCUUUCUCAUGUAUUAACAACAUACCAGACAACACUUCUGCAUUUUUGGGAAAAAACUUCACACACAAUGGCAGCCAUCCACGAAAGCUUCAAAGGUUAUCAGCCAUAUAAAUUCACUAUGUUAAAGAGCUUACAAGAGCCUGUGAAUAAAUUAACAGAAAAAGCAGAAAAGGAGGACCUGCAGAUGGAGAGCACCACCUCAGAACAAGAUCAGCAGAGUCAGUUGAUUUCAUUAGAUGAGGAGAACCACACCAAGGAAUCAGACUACUCAGGUGCCAUAGAUGACUUAUUAGGCCUGCAGCCAGAAGAAAAUGCUUCAAAGGAUCCAUUUGUGAGGUCCUUGGAGGCAGAACCUGGUGAUAAGGAUGACAUGGUAUUACUGAAUGAGAUCCUCAAUGCUUCCUCCCUGGAUGAAGGGGAAUUCAGCAAAGAGUGGACAGCAGUGUUUGGACAGGUUGCACUUUCUGAUCACACCAUGAACUCUUCAGCUGGAGAUGUGGAGAACACUUCAUCAUCUGUGGCACCAACACCGUCAGGCUAUUUGCCCUCACAGCUGUUAGACCAAAACAUGAAUGACUUGCAGUCAUCUUUACAGGAACCCACAAAGAAUCCUAAAGACCUGACUGCCUGGUUCAGUCUCUUUGCUGACCUUGACCCAUUAUCCAAUCCUGAUGCUGUUGGGAAAACUGAUAAAGAACAUGAAUUGCUUAAUGCAUGAGUCAGCUGCCUAUGGUAACUCACAUUCUUCCAUUCAUCAACACUGUUUUGGGGUUUAAACAAAAACUAAAUGGGAAUUAGUAUGCUGUUGUGAAACUAUAAAGUAUGUGCCAUGAUAAUAAAACUAAAGGGAAUGAAUCCC
Messenger RNA from Indicator indicator, 1542 nucleotides. It is a transcript of the gene ICA1, whose product is annotated as islet cell autoantigen 1. The coding region runs from base 1 to 1401 and encodes 466 amino acids. Gene Ontology annotation, biological process: regulation of transport. The record is from RefSeq and is a predicted model, not a curated record. Gene Ontology annotation, molecular function: protein domain specific binding. The transcript has 12 exons. Gene Ontology annotation, cellular component: Golgi apparatus. NCBI's taxonomy places the organism in Eukaryota, Metazoa, Chordata, Aves, Piciformes, Indicatoridae.